ACAAAGGCCAGGAAACACUUUCCAUUUUCUCCAGCGGAAAACUAGGCCACACUUUACGCAUGCCGGAGAAGAUGAUCGUCUGCGUCGCCGUCGUCGGUCACCAGAACAACCCGCUUUACAUACAGAGCUUCACCGAGGCAGACGACGCCCUCAAGCUCCACCACAUCGUCCACUGCUCUCUCGACGUCGUCGACGAGCGAGUGAACAAUCCGAAGAAAUCUGGAUCGCCACUGAAUGAGACAUUUCUGGGUCUGCUGUACCCGACCGAGAAUUACAAAGUGUACGGGUAUCUGACUAAUACGAAGGUGAAGUUUAUCGUGGUGACAACGGAUCUAGAUGUCAGAGACGCGGAUGUUCGAAAUUUUUUCAGGAGGUUCCAUGCUGCAUAUGUAGAUGCGGUUUCAAACCCAUUUCAUGUGCCAGGUAAAAAAAUAACGUCCAGAACUUUUGCAGAAAGAGUCAGCACCAUAGUCAAAUCAUUCGGGUUGAGUUCAGCUGGGUGAAUGACUGCCGCCCGCCAGCAGAAACUAAACCUUUAUGAACUUCCUUUUGUAAAACUUGUUGAAUAUGUUGUGUUUCUUUUGCACUGCUUUUGUUUUCUUCUAGGAGAUUGAUUUAGGUAAAGCUCAUUCAUGUGAAUCUUGGGAAAUUUUUGAAAGAUUAUAGCAUUUAUCUUUCUAUAGAACUUCGUUUUUAAGUUGUACUGAAGAUAGAAACAAGUGAUCUUGUUAUUUCUUGUUACCUUGCAGGUAGAAAUUCUACUUUUUUCAAUUAAUUUUGUUUAUAACAUUUGCCUUAAUCUGCUUUCAGAGAAAUAGUGCAGUUUAAUGUUGCUUAGUGGGAAGUGAACCCAUUGGGUCCAACUAAUACGUAUAAAAUCAUGUCAGGAGUUUCCAAAACCUGAUUUUUUCA
Molecule: messenger RNA, 912 nt
Organism: Corylus avellana
Lineage: Eukaryota; Viridiplantae; Streptophyta; Magnoliopsida; Fagales; Betulaceae
Product: SNARE-like superfamily protein
Biological process (GO): endoplasmic reticulum to Golgi vesicle-mediated transport
Cellular component (GO): TRAPP complex
Source: RefSeq, a predicted model, not a curated record